Messenger RNA from Perognathus longimembris pacificus (Pacific pocket mouse), 2975 nucleotides. RefSeq names its product NOP2/Sun RNA methyltransferase 6 (gene Nsun6). Bases 417 to 1841 code for a protein of 474 amino acids. The record is from RefSeq and is a predicted model, not a curated record. Gene Ontology annotation, biological process: RNA methylation. Gene Ontology annotation, molecular function: RNA binding; methyltransferase activity. Lineage: Eukaryota; Metazoa; Chordata; Mammalia; Rodentia; Heteromyidae. The transcript has 11 exons.
GAAGGCGUGGGUCGGCGCGUAAUUGGAAAGGAGGAUUUAAGUCUGGGAGCGGUGCUCGCCUAGUUUCGGUAACUGGCUUGGGAGAUCUUACGUCUUGUCGUCGAGGCUUUUUCCUCCGUCCCCUCUGCAGGGCGGCCGGCCUUGCCUCACGAGGAGUUCCCUGCGCGACCACGGAGGACUGAAGUCGAGGGUGGUGGAAGCCAGAAAUAACUACUACUGUUGUGACAAGGCCCCAGAAACCAUGGCCUCGCUGACCCGUCUCCCUCUCUAACUCUGCGCUGUUUACAGAAGCCCCGGCUAGUCCUGGUGCAUCUUGGUGCUUGUCUAUUCGUUGUCAAGACUGCUGUCAGCUCGGAAAGAAAAACCACCGUCUCCCAACAAUUUCCUCUGAAGGAGAAAUUCAACAGGAAAAAAUAAUGGCUGUUUUUCCUAGGUUGUUUUUGAGACCUGAGGUCGAAAACUAUCUUAAAGAAAUCUUUACGAAUCAGGAGAUUGUAUCUUCAAGCAAACAAGAAGCAGAAAGGAAGUUCGAAACUCUGUUAAGUCACUUGGCUCAUCCUCCAUCAUUCACAACUGUCAGAGUAAAUACACACUUAGCCUCAGUUUAUCAUGUGAAAAAUCUGUUGCUUGAUGAACUGCAGAAGUUCGGUGAACUGAGUAUUCCUGUUAUUGAACACCCAGACCUUCCGGACAUCUUACUUAUUCCUGUGAUUGGACCUAGAAAGAAUAUUCAAAAACAACAGUGUGAAGCGAUUGUUGGAGCCCAUUGUGGCAGUGCAGUAUUAAGGGGAGCCCAUAUUUAUGUUCCAGGAAUUGUAUCAGCUUCAAAAUUUAUGAAAGUUGGCGAUGUUGUUUCCGUAUACUCUGAUAUUAAAGGGAAAUGUAAGAAAGGAGCCAAAGAAUUUGAUGGAGAAAAAGUAUUUCUUGGAAAUGGGAUUUCUGAACUAAGCCGCAAAGAAAUCUUCAGUGGGCUACUGGAACUGAAGGGUAUCGGCAUAAGAAUGACAGAACCCAUAUAUCUCAGCCCUUCAUUUGACAAUGUACUGCCCAGUUACUUAUUUUUACAGAAUUUGCCAUCUGCUGUAGUAACUCAUGUCCUGAAUCCUCAGCCUGGAGAGAAGAUCCUAGAUAUGUGUGCAGCACCUGGAGGCAAAACAACUCAUAUUGCAUCACUAAUGCAUGAUCAGGGAGAAGUAAUCGCCCUGGAUAAAAUAUCCAGUAAAGUAGAAAAGGUAAAGCAGAAUGCUUUAUUGUUAGGACUGAAUUCCAUCAAGGCAUUUUGUUUUGAUGGAACAAAGGCACUUAAACUUGAUAUGAUUGAGGAACCAUCAGGUGCACCUCCAUUUUUACCAGAAUCAUUUGACCGAAUUCUCCUUGAUGCACCCUGCAGUGGGAUGGGACAGAGGCCUAAUAUGGCUUGUACUUGGACUUUGAAAGAAGUGAUAUCAUAUCAACCACUGCAGCGGAAACUCUUUACUGUGGCAGUUCAGCUGCUGAAGCCAGGUGGUGUGCUGGUUUAUAGCACAUGCACUAUAACACUGGCAGAAAAUGAAGAGCAGGUUGCCUGGGCCCUUACAACAUACCCAUGCCUUCAGCUUCAACCCCAGGAACCACAGUUAGGAGGAGAAGGCAUGGUGGGAGCCGGCCUGUCACUAGAACAACUGAGACAUCUGCAGCGAUUUGAUCCAUCUGUUGUGCCAUUACAAGACAUUGACAUUGAUUCCCUCAGAGACGCCAGAACAGAGGACAUGAUCCAACUUGCAAAUAAGGAUUGCAUAGGGUUUUUCAUUGCAAAAUUUCUAAAAUGCAAAAGCACAUUAGAGAAGGAUCAUCAGAAGUGAAAAUACCAUACUUGUUGUCUUGUUCUUAAAUGAAAGUAUUAUCAGAACCACUGAAUGAUGUUAUGGUUGCUAACAAAACAGAAAACUUCUAGAAAUUUCACUGGGGAUCAGAGACAUCAAGAAAGAGUAUCUGUGUGUGUGUUGUAUGGCCAGUGGUGGGGGCUGCUUUUGUUAUGAAAUUGUAUCCUUGGUUUAGAAACCUUUUUUUUUCCAGUAUGGAAACUAGAUUUAAAGGCGCUGCCUAUGGGAAUCUGGAACAUUUUCAGUUGGUAUAUUUUGUUUUAGUUUAUGAAGUCUUUUAAUAUACCAAAUCUCCAAUAUAUUAUUCUUUUUAAACAGUUGUGAGUCUUAAAAAUAAAAUGAAUAUUCAUUGUGCUUAUAUAAAACAUGUUUUAUGUUUCCAAGUUCCUAAAAACUUUCUAAAAAUCCAGGACAUAGGAAUUAUAUCACUUACUACAUGGCAAUAACUGAGAUGUAAGUACUUUUGUUAACUGACUCUGCUUAUUAAUUUGUAUAGCCCUCUUUAUUUUUGUGUUGUGAAACCAGUACAAUCCCCCCAUCCCUGUCAUUUACAGAUUCUUGAUAGCUGUGUUUAGAGAGCUUGAUAUUUAUAACAAUUUACAGAAACCUUUAAAAUAAUACAAUGUUGCAGAAAUUAAUAGGACAUUAAGUGGUAAUGGGUCAUUGUUGCUUUCUGUUUCUGGUGCAGUAUAGCCUGGUUACAUAGAUCCAGUAUUGGAGCUUCUUAGCAAUACUUCUUGUGACCGUCUUGUAGAAUUAUACUUCUGUUCCAUGAAAACUUCAGUUCUGUUGGCUUAUCCCUUUUUCAAAAUAAAGUCCAGACCUUUUCUAAAAGUUUUUAACUUAAAAAAAUGAAUAUUAACUUUAUAGAUAAAAGCAUGUGAAUGAGAAUAUUACUUUUAUCCUUUGUUGGAGGAUGUGUUAUACAAGUUACUUGAAUAUGCCUGGCAAGAAUGAGAAAAGCAGCCAUGAAAUCUAGGAACUGGUCUGGCAGUCACUUCUGGGCCAUAGUGUGUUUUCCCCUGCACAUAAAAUCACAGAACUCCUUUAGACAUAUAUGUCAGUGAUAGAGUAAGACAAUAAUGACUGUCUCCUAUUCAAGUCUGAGCUCAG